UGUGAGUACUGAGUAAAACUAGAUCUGGCAACCCACCUCUGAGGCGUUCUCCUUUUUCAACAUGUCAGCCACCGUGAAGAAAUCAGUCGGAGUUGAAGAUGUCAAUGUCACUUUUGAAGACCAGCAGAAGAUUAACAAGUUUGCCAGAAACACAAACCGGAUGACCGAGUUGAAAGAUGAAAUAGAAGCCAAAAAAAAGUCCCUACAGAAUCUGGAGGAUGCCAGCGAUGACCUUAUGAUGUGCGAAGACGACGACCUUCUGAUUCCGUAUCAGAUCGGCGACGUCUUCAUCAGUCACUCGCAAGAGGAGACGCAGGAGAUGCUCGAGGCAGCCAAGGAAAGUCUCAAGGAAGAAAUCAGAACACUCGAGGGUCGGGUUGCAUCAAUACAGGAAGUUCUUGGAGAUCUCAAAGUUAAGUUGUAUGCCAAAUUCGGGAACAACAUCAAUCUGGAAGCUGAUGAAAGCUGAGCCUUUCAUUAAUUGGACUUUAUUUGACAUACUCAACACCAACAGAACGCACAGCUUCCUAUACGGAGCUCUUUUUUUCGUUCGUUUUGCAGCGCUGGUGAUUGAUUCUGUCUCAUAUGGGUCAUUAUGUUUCUGUAGUUAUAAAGAAAUACAGGAUUUCAAAGAUGUGUCAGUUUAUACAGAAGACUCUGGGCAUGAGAAGUCAAUGCACUGUGCAGUAAAAUGGAUGAGAAGCUGUCACUGCUGUUGAAAUAAAAAGCUCGAACAGAA
Messenger RNA from Trichomycterus rosablanca, 739 nucleotides. It is a transcript of the gene pfdn4, whose product is annotated as prefoldin subunit 4. Gene Ontology annotation, biological process: protein folding. Bases 62 to 469 code for a protein of 135 amino acids. The record is from RefSeq and is a predicted model, not a curated record. The transcript is spliced from 4 exons. NCBI's taxonomy places the organism in Eukaryota, Metazoa, Chordata, Actinopteri, Siluriformes, Trichomycteridae. Gene Ontology annotation, cellular component: cytoplasm; prefoldin complex.